Messenger RNA from Erpetoichthys calabaricus (reedfish), 6758 nucleotides. It is a transcript of the gene crocc2, whose product is annotated as ciliary rootlet coiled-coil, rootletin family member 2. The coding region runs from base 462 to 6500 and encodes 2012 amino acids. The record is from RefSeq and is a predicted model, not a curated record. Lineage: Eukaryota; Metazoa; Chordata; Cladistia; Polypteriformes; Polypteridae. The transcript has 36 exons.
UCCUUCCUGUAACCGCCCCUGCUCCUGUCUCACUGAUCGAUGCGCUUUUUCAGUCACCCAGUCAACAGGGGCUUCUCCAGCGUGCGCGUCGCCAUGGAAACGGACGGAGCAGCGUUCUUUUUCCAUGGAAACGAUCGACUCGGCGUUCUGUUUCCACGGCAAUAGUCGAAGAAGCGUCCUCUUUCUUAAACAAUCUACGUAGAAGUCACGCCUCACGCGCCGCUGAGUUUGAAACUGUAGCUUGAAAGUUUAGCGCGACUGGAAAGCCGGAGCACACACAAGUAAAAAAGAAUAUCCAUAAAUCACGGCUUUUUCUUGGUGAGGAAAAGGCGUCUUUCAGAAGGCACUGUGAAAGGAGCCAUUACUCUUCCUCGUCUACUUGUUGUCGCCGUUACUAUAGCUGCUGCAAUCUGGAGAAUUUUUCACGGGCGAAGGCCAACUACUAUAACUUCUUGUGAACCAUGAGCUCGGAAAGUGAAAGAAACGAGCAGGGGCCGGGUCUGCAGUUAGAGGCGGUCAUUCAGAAACUGGAGGACACGGUGCUGAAUCCUGACAGCAGUGGAGAAGAGAAAUCUUUGAUGGUCCGAGGAGAGGUGCAGGGCAGCCCUGCAACACCUAUUCCAGUUCGCAUUAGAGAAAUUGUUACUCGCAACCUGACAGAAGAAAGCUCCAAAGCCCCAACAGAAAUGACAUCCAGUAGCUCACUGCUAGAGGAAAACCAUAUGCUACAGCAGGAGCUGUGGAGGGUUGAAGACCUACUGUCUCAGACGCGUGCUGAACGAGAUGAGCUGAUCAUAAAACAUCGUGCAGUCAGCGAACGGCUGGAGCAAGCAUUGUCCCUGGAAACUGGAGACAAAGAUCAUGAGGUAGGCCUGUUGGCAUUGAGGCGCCAGUUUGAGGAUGAUGAAAAGGUCUACAAAAAAAAGCUGCAGGCCUACCAAGAUGGACAACAGCGACAGGCACAACUGGUUCAGAAACUACAGACAAAGGUUCUCCAGUACAAGAAGAGAUGUGGUGAACUUGAACAGCAGGCAAUUGAGAGGUCUUCUGAAUUAGACAACACAAAACACUUGAUGCAAAGCAAAUUGGAUGCAGCUGAGUCCCGCCUGAGACGUAGUGAACAAGACCAUAACACUGAUCUGGAAAGUGCCCUCAUUCGACUGGAGGAAGAGCAACAGCGGAGUGCUAGCCUCACCCAAGUUAACAAACUGUUGAGGGAGCAGCUAGAGCAAGUCAAUGCAGCCAAUCAGCGACUAACAGAGAACUUACGCAAAGCUAAGGAUGAAGUGGAGGAUCGAGAAAUUCGAUGGCGCAAGGAAAUGGAGAUGUCCACGUCACGUCUCACACGGGAACAUAAUCGAAUGCUAGCACUGUGGCGCCAAGUGGCUUCUCUUCGCAACAGCUUCACUGAUCUGCGGGCUGCCACUGACAGGAGCCUUUCAGAGAUUCGUUCAGACUCUACUCGGGUAGCUCGUCGCCUGCAAACCGCCUGUCUGAACCUGCAGUCAAAUCUAACAGAGAAAAUUGUUCCAGGCCAGGACAUAGCACUGAUUGAGCAACAGCUUAAAGAUAAACUGAAGGAAGCCAUGCAGUUGCAGAGCCGCUGGGAUAGUGAGAAGGUUGAGCUCAAUAGCAGAAUCCUAGAAUUAACAGACAUGGUAAAACACCUAAGGCUCCAAGUUUCUGAGAAGGAGGCUGACAUAUUAGCUUUACAGGAAACGGUUGAAAAAUUGGAAGCUGGCAAGGUUCAAGACUCCUCCGAGAUUGAGAUGCUCAGAUGUGAGACAGAAAAUUUAAAUCAGAUUAUCCACAAUAUUACUCAGGUAGCACGUGUUGAUUUUGACAGCAGCAUGCCUUCAGAUGGUAGUGCAGACAUCAGUGAAGUUUCAACAUUUAUGCCUCCUCGUCAUUCAUCUCCUGGCCGUGCACUUUCUCCUACUCGUGCUCGUUCACCCCUCCGUAGUGCUUCCCCAACCUUCAGAGACUCUGCUGUAGUGGCUGUCCAGAGUGUUCUACAGAGACGACAGCUUCAGGUGCAGGAACUCCGCACUCGUUUGGAUGUGGCUCAAGAGCAACUAGGGACCCUGCGAAAGCAGCAAGCUGACAACGAUUCAGAAAAGAGAUCUCUAGAACAGAGACUGCAACAUAUGAGACUUGAGUGUCAACAGGCUGAACGAUCGUUGGAAGAGAGCAAAAGGGAUGCCCAACGCUACCGUUCAUCAAUUGAGCUCAUUGGAAGCGAGAAAGGAAAUCUGGAAAAGCUGAUCCAGGGCCUGAACCAACAAAUUGAUACCUUGCAGGGUGACCUUGACAAGUUAAAAGCCAUGAACAUUGAUCUGCAGCGCCAGCGUGACCACUUGGAGGAUCAGAAAGAGGAUCUAGAAAGAGAAAAGGAGCACUGUCGGAAGGAGCUAGAACGCAGUCAAAAGGCCCUGGAACAGCUUGAAUCAAAAAAUUCCAACCUGAGGAAGGAGAUGGUGGUGCUGAAAGAAAGUCUGAAUCAGGCAAACCUGCAGAAGGAAGUCUUAGAGGAUGAGAAAGGUGGCCUUGCAGAAGCCCUUGCUAAGGUCGAGUCCCAGUGCAGGGAGAAAGAGCUUGCCUUCAACAAACUCCAAAGUGAAGAAGCAACACUUAAAGACUCUCUGGCGAAAAUGGGUGCUUUGAAUGAAGGCUUGGCUAAAGACAAAGUUGAGCUGAACCGUCUCAUCCUACAGAUUGACUCUGAGAAGAAUCAGCUGAGACAGCAGAAACUUGAACUGGAACAAGAGCGUUUAACAUUGCGAGAAGACGCUUCAAGACUAGAAAAAGAGAUGCUUGACCUGAGAACUGAAAAGAACAGUGUGGAGAACAUCCGACUUACCCUGGAGGAAACCAGGAUGAAGCUUGAGCAGGAGCUUAAUGUCCUACGGCAUGAGAAGGCUCAGCUCCAUGAACAGUACACCCAGGUAAACCGACAAAAACAGAUCCUCACUGACCAGCUGAGCCACAGCCGAAGGGAACUUGAGAGCCAGGCGGACUCCCUUCUUCAAGCAGCAAAAGAAAAGGAGGAACUGACCAGAGAUAAGGCCAGCUUGAGUGUGCAAUUGGCCACAGUGGAGCGGGAGUGCCGAGGGCUGAUUGAGGACGUGGCAGCCUUAAAAGAGGAAAAGGAGACACUCGAAACAGCUUUGUUUGAAAGCCAAGAGGAAGUAUCAACUCUAGAAGGGCGGAAAAGCCAGCUGGAGUCUGAGAACCGGGCCCUGGUGAUCACCCGUGAAAAACUUACAGGAGAGAUAGAGAAGGUGCGUGCCGAGGCUGAACUGCAGCUUACAAAAUUAGAAAGAGACCGGCAACAACUUGAAAUUAAACUGCAACAAACUGAGAGAGAGAUGCAAAUUGCCAAGGGAAAUGCUGAGCGUGUGCACCAGGAAGAGGUGGAAAGAUUUCGCAAAGAGAAGGAGAACCUGAUACUGGAAUUAAUGGCAGAAAGAGAGGAAGCUGUUUGCAGGCUAAAUAAAGAAAGAGAUGACCUCAUAGCAAGGUGUGAGGCAGAGAAAGAAGAGCUGAAAGAAGAAAUUGUUGCCCUUCAGCAGGAAAGGGAUGAUAGCCUGAUCAUGGCCGAAAGUGAUAAGCAACAGGCACUGUCUCUGAAAGAAUCUGAGAAGACACUGAUUGCAGAAAAGCUGGCGAGUGCACAGCGGGACCUGGCAGGAUUAACAUUAGAGAUGGAGCGUGUACGAAGAGAGGCGGUGAGCCGUCAAGAACAGGAUAGGGAUACCAUCAACAACAUCACCUCUGAGUUGCACACACUGAGAACACAAUUUGAGGAGGCAGUGACAGCUCACGAACGAGAGGUGCGCAGCCUGUGUGAACAGAUUAAAGAGAUGGGCCAGCAGAGGGAGCAGGCAGUCCGUGAGGUGGAAGAGCUGAAGACUCAGUUGCGGGUUGCAGAAGACGCACGAGACAGUGUCCGCCGAGACCUCAUUGAAGCUCACAGACGUGUGAGAGAAGGAGCAGAGGCCCAAAGUGCCCAACGCAAGGAGGUUCUAGAGUUGCGACGGGCUCUUAGUGAUGAAGCUCGAGAAAAGGAAGCUAUACUACAGUCCAAUGAAGAUCUGAGGGCCACUGUCAAGCAAUCCCAUAGUGACAAAAGCAGUCUUAAACGGUCUAAUGAAGAAAAAGAGCAGAGGCUGGCAAUCUUGGAGGAGUCCAAAGCAUCCCUGCAGAAGGAAAUAGCUGAACUGAGAGGCAGCUUGAGAGAAGUUGAGAAGUCACGACUUGAAGCAAGACGUGAACUACAGGAACUUCGUAGACAGGUUAAAACACUUGACAGUGAAAAUGGUAAGCUUACUAAGGAACUCACUGACCUUCAGGCCCGGCUGACACAAGACGAACAAAGAGAAGAGGAGAACCGCCGUGAAGCCUUGUCUUUAAAACAGAAAAUUGCUGAGACAGAAACAUGCAAAGAGACUGUCUUGAAAGAGGUGUCUGGGCUUCAGCAACAGGUGACAGAACUGGAGUCUGAGUUACAGCUCCGAGACAAAGAGCUCCAGAACAAUGCAGAAGACCUUCAAGCAAGCAAGCUCCAGAUGGAAGAGAAUGCCCGUGAGCUGGACGGUGCUCUGCAGAGGGCCAGUACUCAGGUCAGAGAUUUGACCUUAAAGCUCAGUGCCUCUGAGGGCCAUGUUCAUGCUCUCGAGACAGAACUGGAGAGGACUGAGUCAGCCAAGAGGGAUCUGGAAGUCCAACUGGGUGGUUUGCAUUCUGCCCUCCGACGUACGCUGGGCAUUACACGAGUUGGCAGGAUGCAGAGCCCUGCUCCACGAGGGCGCAGCCUGUCUCCAAAGAGGAGUUUAUCUCCAAUCAAAGGUUUGGAUGCCUUGGAAGGACUUCAGUGUUCUACUACCACCCCAUCUGGCAGCCGUUGCAGCUCUCCAAUUCGCUCAAUGUCCCCAACACAUGGUGGUGAUGUUGACCUGGACCCAGAAGUGGUUCGGAAUGCACUUCGGGACUUCUUACAGGAACUCCGCGAGGCUCAGAGAGACAGGGAUGAAGCUCAGCUGCAGGUUCUUAAUGUGUCUCGCCAGCUAGGGGAGUUGGAGAGUGAACGAGAGCGGACUUAUGUACGUAUCCAACAACUGCAGAAAUCCCUGGCAGACUCUGAGGAGGGAAAGCGUGGAAUGGAUGGAAAACUCAGUGGAGCGCAGACAGCACUCUUACUCCAAGAGGACUCCAUACGGCGAUCCGAGCAAGACAAAAAGGCCCUUGGAGAACAAGUGUCGACCCUAGAGCGCAGUUUACAGGCUGCAGAGUUAGAAAAAAGAGUAUUACAGGAAAAGCUGGGUCGACUGACUCUUCAGGACGGGAAACUUGAAGCAGAGAGGCGAAAGCUGAAAGAAUCCUUAGAUGCGUCAGAAAGUCGCUGCACCAAGCUGGAGCUGUCACAACGCACGAUGGAGGGUGAAAUACAAAGGCUGCAGAUGACACUCACUGAAAGGGACACUGAGUUACUAGCUUUGCAGGAACGAGUGUCUGGCCUGAGCAGAGAGUUGGCCACUAGUGAGGAUAAGGUGACAUCCCUGCAGGUGUCCGUGGAGAGGCUGAAUGUAGCUUUGGCCCGUACUGAAGAUGGAGAAAGUCAGCUAAAGGACAAGGUUCAAAGUCUUUCUCUGUCACUUAAUGACACUAGUGCCAAUGCCGGUGCUUUACAGGACCGUGUAUCGCAACUGCAGAAAGCGCUGACUGCUAGUGAGCAGGAUCGGCGGCUUAUUCAGGAACGGCUGGAUUCUGCUCGGGAAUCUCUGUCCGAGUGCAAGAAGCAAAACCAUACCCUGAUGGAAAAGGUUCACACCCUACAGAGAGAGCAAGAAGACAGUGAACUGCGACGGCUGGAGCUCGAGAGCCAAGUGAAACAGCUUCAGGAGAUGCUACGUCAGCGACAGGUCAGUGAACAAGAAGCCCAAGAAGGAACACGGCUGCUCGAAGAGGACCGGCAGGCUUUGCAGGACAGGAUGACUGCUCUCCAAAAGACUGUAGCGCAAUUAGAGAAUGAGCGUCGAGACAUAGAGAGAGCCAUGACACGCAUGGAAAAGGACAAGGCCGCCCUCAGGAAAACACUUGAUAAGGUGGAGCGCGAGAAAAUGAAGCAGGAAGAAGAAGCAAUGCGCUUGGGUUCAGACAAAGGUCAUCUUCAUCAGUCUCUGAGUAAUGCUGAACAGGAGCUUUGUGAAGUCCAGGUUCAAGUGCAACAGCUUCAGGCUCAGAUCUCAGACUUGGAGAGGGUCCAUGCACAACGCCUACUAGAAAUGACAACACGACACCGGCAAGAGAUGGAGCUGGAGACUGAGCGGUUACGUGGUUCUCAGCAACAGGCAGAACGCACCCUAGAGGCACGUGACCGAGCCCACAGACAGCGUGUCAAAGGCCUAGAGGAGCAGGUGGCCACUCUGAAAGAACAGUUAAACCAGGAGAUGAGACGCCGACAAGCUUAUGUCAACCAGAUCCUGCGCCCUGGUGUGUGAUAGAAGACGAUCAACAGCAUUUAUAGCCCAUCUACCUCCUAUACAGAAAGAGAAUGACAGCCUGGGCACUUGCUGGGACAUUUCUAAUUUUUCUGAUGCUGGAAUGAGCCCAAUAGGAUCAAAAGAUCAGUUAUUAUUUUUAUUAUGUUUGCAGUUUUGUAUGCUUUUUUAGAUGAAUUUAUUACUAAAAAAAAAUUUCAGUGAAAUCAAAGCGUGUAUAAACUUAUGAGUGUGAAAUAAAAAAAUUCAGGAAAUACA